AUGUUUACCGCAUGUCUACUCCUCUGCCUCUGUCUUUCUCUUACUGCAACCGCCUCACCAGCUCAACGUCGACAAUCACCUGCACAGGGACUGCAUGUUCCACUAUCUCGUGUUCCAUCUGCACGGUACUCCGAUGACCCGGACGCACAGGCAGCAUGGGCAAGAGGGGUCGCCAAUCGCGCUGCAGCCAAGUACGGUCCCGUCCCCAUCUCCGGCACGCCGGGCACAACUACCAGCGGACCAACCUCCUCCGGUGUUGCCGCAGCAACGGUCAGUCAGCUUCCGCUCACGAACGCGAACCACGACGGGUCGUACUAUGCUCUUCUCGGUCUAGGAACUCCACCAACCCCGCUCAACGUGUUGCUCGACACCGGCAGCGCAGAUUUCUGGGUUGCCGGCACGGGAUGCUCGAACCCCGGCAGUGGGUGUAUGAGCCUGUCUACGUGGAAUCCGAGCACAAGCGAAACGUUUGUGAAUGCGAGUGUGAACUUUGGGGUAGGGUACGGGAGUGGGAGUGCCAAGGGAGUUCUGGGAUGGGACACGGUAGAGCUGGGAGGGUUCGAGGUGGUGCACCAGCCAGUUGGUGUUUGCGACCACGUCUCUCCGGGACUUGUCACUAAUCCCCUCUCCGGCCUUAUGGGCCUCGGUUUCCAGCCUCUUUCCGUCUCCGGUGCUACCCCGUUCUGGGAAGUGCUCGUCCAAUCAGGCGACUGGUCCUCCCCAGUGAUGGGUUUCUUCCUCACGCGAUUUAUCAACAGCUCUUCGCCUGCCAUACUCCAGCCAGGAGGGUCGUUCACCAUGGGUUUCGUGGAUACAACCCUCUUCACUGGCGCGAUCGACUGGGCUGGCAUCCCUCCUGGGCGUGAGGGGUAUUGGCUACUCGAGCUCACCACGCUCUCCGUCUUCGGUAGUUCAAUUGCCCUCUCCGCCAGCUCAUCAGAUAACUUCGCCGUGAUGGAUACGGGGACUACACUGCUCCUCGUUCCACCCCAAGCGCUGAAGGAGAUCUUCGCUCUCGUCCCCGGCUCCGCCCCUGCCACAGGCGCGUACGAGGGGUACUACCAGUACCCAUGCGAUACGAAUCUCACCCUCUCCCUCACCUUUGCCGGCAACACCCGUGCAUGGCCUAUCUCCCCUACCGACCUCCAGCUCCUCCGCCUCUCCUCCUCGGAAAAUACCUGCAUCGCUGCUCUUUUCCCGUCUAACCUUGGUUCCGGCGCACCCCAGUGGGUAAUAGGCGACACCUUCCUAAAGAACGUGUACAGCGUGUUCAGGUACGACCCGCCCAGCGUGGGGUUCGCCCAGCUGAGCCCUGCGGUGGGAUGGCAAGACCAGCCGGAACCGAUAUCCGGCCAGGGACUGGAAGCUCCCCAAGCGACGGUGACUGCUCCAGCUGAGCGACUCUCAGGGGGUGAGAGAGGACUGCCCAGGGUGACAGCUUACGGUCUUGUACUGUCGGCUGUGGUGUGCUUAUUGGCGGGCGGAUGGCUGAUUUGA
Molecule: messenger RNA, 1497 nt
Organism: Dacryopinax primogenitus
Lineage: Eukaryota; Fungi; Basidiomycota; Dacrymycetes; Dacrymycetales; Dacrymycetaceae
Product: acid protease
Exons: 2
Coding region: 1-1497 (498 amino acids)
Biological process (GO): proteolysis
Molecular function (GO): aspartic-type endopeptidase activity
Source: RefSeq, a predicted model, not a curated record